Molecule: messenger RNA, 970 nt
Organism: Argentina anserina (silverweed cinquefoil)
Lineage: Eukaryota; Viridiplantae; Streptophyta; Magnoliopsida; Rosales; Rosaceae
Product: ethylene-response factor C3-like
Exons: 1
Coding region: 81-797 (238 amino acids)
Biological process (GO): ethylene-activated signaling pathway; regulation of DNA-templated transcription
Molecular function (GO): DNA binding; DNA-binding transcription factor activity
Source: RefSeq, a predicted model, not a curated record
ACUACACCACUCACUAGCCAGCUACUUCGAAUUAUCAGAGAAGAUCAAACAAGUUCAUCAUCAUCUAUUCCGGUUUCGAAAUGGACUCUUCAUUCCUCCGAAACCCUUACUCGGAAUUUUCUUUUGAGUCUUGCUCUUCGUUCAGCUCUCUGGAUUCUGAGCCCUCCUGGGAUAUGUUCAAUUUCGAUCGGAGUUACAAUCAAGUUCAACAACCCGCUCAGCUACCUUUCAACGAGAACGACUCUGAAGAAAUGGUUCUUUACGGAGUUCUUGCUCAGGCUGGCGCCGGAGACUCCUCCGACGCCACCAGUACCCCAAACCAUAUAAAAGAUCAUGAAGAAGUGAACUCCAGCGCCGCCAUGGAAGAGGAGGAGACCAUGAAGGACGAGAUGGCAUUUAGAGGAGUCCGGCGGAGACCAUGGGGGAAGUACGCGGCGGAGAUAAGGGAUUCAACCCGAAACGGCGUGAGAGUCUGGUUGGGAACCUUUGAUACAGCCGAGGAGGCAGCGCUAGCUUACGACCAAGCUGCAUUUGCAAUGCGGGGCACUUUGGCCGUACUUAAUUUUCCGGCUGACGUUGUUUACCAAUCGCUCGUAGACAUGAACUACGGUUUCGACGAGGGCUCAUCUCCGGUGUUGGCCUUGAAGAAAAGGCACUCCAUGAAGAGGAAAUCAGCGACAAACAAAAAGAAGAAGGACGUUCAGAAGUGCGAUUAUGAUGAUGUUCUGGAAAAUGUGGUGGUCUUUGAAGAUCUUGGUGCUGACUAUUUGGAAGAGCUUCUGGGUAUAUCUUCUUAAUAUCGAUCUGAAGUUCUGAACUACUCCAUCCAGUUUUGGACCCUAUUUUCUAUUUUUUUUUCUAUUUGGGUACGUUUACGAGGGCCACUACUUUUGCUUUUCAUUGAUAUUUAUCCUUCACUCUUUUCUGUAAAUUAUUAUCACAAGUUCACAACAAGGAAUGAGUAAGCUUG